This is a messenger RNA of Medicago truncatula (barrel medic), 777 nucleotides long. RefSeq lists its product as uncharacterized. The record is from RefSeq and is a predicted model, not a curated record. The coding region runs from base 165 to 542 and encodes 125 amino acids. The transcript has 2 exons. NCBI's taxonomy places the organism in Eukaryota, Viridiplantae, Streptophyta, Magnoliopsida, Fabales, Fabaceae.
CACUCUCUCUCUCUCUCUCCUUUUUUGGUGUUUGGUUAGUUUCUUCUCUCUUACCUCACUGAUCACAUUUUUUUCUUCUUAGCCAUCUCUCACUCUCACCUUCAAAAUUCCCCUUUCUAUCAUCACAACUCUGUGAUUCUCUAUCUGUGCAGCACACCAUAAGAAUGGUGGAUCAUCAAACCGUUUGUUGCAUGUGUGGUGAUGUUGGUUUUCCUGACAAGCUUUUCCGUUGCAACAAAUGCCGCCACCGAUUCCAACACUCGUAUUGUAGCAACUACUAUGGAGAGCUAGCGGAGAUAGAACAGUGUGAUUGGUGCCAAAGUGAAGAGAAGAAUAAUUCAAGACAUAUUGGCACUAAUUCAAAGAAACCGGUGACCGGAAAUGAGAUCGUCGCGACAACCAACCGAUCGGAUUAUUCGGGUGAGAAAAUCAUUAAACAACAUGAUCGUGAAGAGAGUGGCUCGGAGAAGGGGAAGAGUCCUUCUCCGUCGCCACGGACCGCCACACGUAGGUACAAGCUUCUCAAGGAUGUAAUGUGUUAGAUAUGACUAAAAUCUUGAAUAAGAAGAAGAAGGUGACUUUUGUGUUAAGAAGAAGAAGUGUUUUGUGUCUAUAUAGCGUGUUAGUGAGUUUGCAACAAAUUAAAGAGUGUGUUUUCUUUGAGUGUUCUUCUCAACUUUCUCUUGUUAUGAGUGGCUUUUCAGCAAGUUGUUAAUAAUAAAACUAUGUAACUUUCAAUCUAUGUCAUCAUAAGUUUCAAGCUCUUAUCUUCACUUU